UUACUGUAAUAAAACGAUGACCUAAACCUGGUCCCCUUUCAAGCUCUGGAACACCGUAAAAUUCCAGUCUUACCCUCCAGUCUUCCCGAGUCAAGAGAACAAAACGAAUAAGAGAAUAUAGAGUAGAGGCAGAGAGAGAGAGAGAGAGAGGAGAGGAGAGAUGGGUUUGCUCACAAACAAAGUAGAGAGAAAUGAAAUCAAGGCGGGCGAUCAUAUCUACACUUACAGAGCUGUUUUCACCUACUCUCACCAUGGUAUCUAUGUCGGGGGAAGCAAAGUGGUUCAUUUUAGACCUGAAUGGAACUUAAAUUCAAACCAGGAGACAUCUGAUUCACAUGAUCCAAUGUCGAUCGCUCCACCAUCCUGCCCAACUUUUCCUGAUUGUGGAUUCAGGCAACCUAACAGUGGAGUAGUCCUGUCUUGCCUUGACUGUUUUCUUGGAAAUGGAUCACUUUAUUGCUUUGAAUAUGGAGUUGCCCCGUCAAUUUUUCUUUCCAAAGUACGUGGUGGCACUUGCACAACUGCAAAAGCUGACCCACCCGAAUCUAUUAUCCAUCGAGCUAUGUAUCUUCUUCAAAAUGGUUUUGGUAAUUACGAUGUGUUUCAAAACAACUGUGAGGACUUUGCGCUGUACUGCAAAACAGGUCUUCUGAUUGUAGACAAGCUGGGGGUUGGAAGAAGUGGUCAAGCUUCUUCUGUGAUUGGUGCCCCAGUGGCUGCCAUUCUUUCUUCUCCACUGAAGUUGCUGAUGCCAAGUCCUGUCGGUGUGGCAGCAGUUACUGCUGGCAUGUACUGUAUGAGUAGGUAUGCAACUGAUAUUGGUGUUCGCUCUGAUGUGAUCAAGGUAGCAGUGGAGGACUUGGCUGUGAAUCUGGGCUGGCUUCACCAUCAUGAGGAAACAGAUGAAAACAAUGAAGCUUCUAACAGACAGAUAUCCCAGGUGAUAUGAGUUCCAUCAUUGUGCAUGUAGAACGGCGUACAUAUACUAUUUGUUACCAGCGUAAUAAGCAUUUUAUGUCAUUGAUAAGUGAAAUUAUGAUGUUGGGUGUUUGUUAGGUGCUAAAGGGCCAACAGCUCUUAUCAAAUAGGAAAGAUCAGUGUACUCCUCCUAUCUCUCCCUUUCUCUUUUCUUAACGUUAUUCUACAACUGCAUUUGGUUGUUUAAGUUCUGUAUCAAGUGUUCAAAAACUUAGUGUGAUUGUGGUUUAAAU
Molecule: messenger RNA, 1211 nt
Organism: Pistacia vera
Lineage: Eukaryota; Viridiplantae; Streptophyta; Magnoliopsida; Sapindales; Anacardiaceae
Exons: 3
Coding region: 161-949 (262 amino acids)
Source: RefSeq, a predicted model, not a curated record